AUGGCAACCCUUUCCUCCAGAUUCGCCGGUAUUCCCUUCGCCGAACACGGCUCUCAAUGGGACUCGCAAUGGCGUGAAUCUCGUACACCCUGGGACCGCGGCGGUCCCUCGCUCGCCCUACACGACCUACUCUCCCAGCGACCCGACCUUGUGCCUCCGGCCCAGCACCACGAUCAUCGCGGUCUACCCCUGCGCGACGCAACCGGCGCCGUCGAGAAGAAGAAGGCUCUGGUCCCAGGAUGUGGUCGUGGCCAUGACGUUCUUCUCCUCAGCUCCUGGGGCUACGAUGUCUGGGGGCUCGACUACAGCCCAGCUGCCAAGGAGCAGGCCAUCGAGAACCAAAAGAAGGCUGAAGCGGAGGGCUUAUACAAACCCAUCAACGGUCUCGAGAAGGGCAGCGUGAACUGGGUGACGGGCGAUUUCUUUGGCGAAGACUGGACUGCGGGCAUCGGUGCCAAGCCCAAAUUUGAUUUCAUCUAUGACUAUACGUUUCUAUGCGCCCUUCCCCGUGAGGCGAGACCUCGGUGGUCCCAGCGGAUGACAGAGCUCCUCAUUUCGGACGGCCGUCUCGUCUGCCUCGAGUUCCCGACAUCCAGGCCUAUGUCAGAGCCAGGGCCUCCUUGGGGUGUCUCUCCUGAGCUCUAUGAGGCCCUUUUAACAGCUCCGGGCGAGGACAUUGCCUACCAUUCCGAUGGUACCGUUGACGAGACUCCCAGCCCGAAGCCUCGAACCGACGCCCUACACCGGCUGAGCUUGAUCAAACCUCUGCGGACGCACGGUGACGGCACCGGCAAUGAUGGCGCUAUUCUCGACUUCAUCUCAGUAUGGAGUCGAUAG
Molecule: messenger RNA, 837 nt
Organism: Ilyonectria robusta
Lineage: Eukaryota; Fungi; Ascomycota; Sordariomycetes; Hypocreales; Nectriaceae
Product: S-adenosyl-L-methionine-dependent methyltransferase
Exons: 2
Coding region: 1-837 (278 amino acids)
Molecular function (GO): S-adenosylmethionine-dependent methyltransferase activity
Source: RefSeq, a predicted model, not a curated record